AAGAAAUCAGGUGCAAUGCAAGGCAUUUGAACACAGUCGCAAUGGACCCACAACUCGAUACAGAAGUACGAAGUGUUCUAAGAUUAGUGCGCAGCUCUUUGCGCACAAAUGGAACGCCUCUUGAAGAUGCCAUCCAACAACUCAGACGGGUCACUGAGUCAGUUCAGAAUGCGAAAGACAGUGAUCAUGCCAAGUGGCUUCUUGAUGAGAAGUUUGACAAAGAUGCAUCUGAGAAGCCUCGAUUUAAUCGGCCUCGCCUUGAAGAUAUGAUGAGUCGCCUCUAGAAGAGGCUUGAAGACUUUCCAGAAGGUGAACAGUUUAAGGAGAUGAAACGACAGCUUGACAACAACACCAAAUACCUAAAAGCUUUGACGGCAAAGCCAAAGACGAUGUCAAAGCGCAGCACCAAAUUCCAAGGCGUUCAAGUCCCGGUAAGUCAGCAAGAGAAACAUGCA
This is a messenger RNA of Fusarium redolens, 455 nucleotides long. RefSeq lists its product as uncharacterized. NCBI's taxonomy places the organism in Eukaryota, Fungi, Ascomycota, Sordariomycetes, Hypocreales, Nectriaceae. Bases 42 to 284 code for a protein of 80 amino acids. The transcript has a single exon. The record is from RefSeq and is a predicted model, not a curated record.